This is a messenger RNA of Chondrus crispus (carragheen), 225 nucleotides long. RefSeq lists its product as hypothetical. The transcript has 2 exons. NCBI's taxonomy places the organism in Eukaryota, Rhodophyta, Florideophyceae, Gigartinales, Gigartinaceae. The record is from RefSeq and is a predicted model, not a curated record. Bases 1 to 159 code for a protein of 52 amino acids.
AUGCAUACCUAUAAAUACUGUUGCUGUCCACACUCUGUCGCCGCAGAGUCCGCUGUUUGGGAGAGGGGAGUUCGUGGCAGAGUGGUUAACCAGUUACUGGAGGUGAAGUUGCCACUUUGCGCCUGCGAGGCCCUGGGUUCGAUUCCCACCGGCACCUAACCAAGGUGGCCCGAAGCAAUUCGUAGCUUACCUAGUUACUUCCUAGUUACUUAGUUACUUCCUUUU